Molecule: messenger RNA, 4198 nt
Organism: Humulus lupulus (European hop)
Lineage: Eukaryota; Viridiplantae; Streptophyta; Magnoliopsida; Rosales; Cannabaceae
Product: heat stress transcription factor A-2c-like
Exons: 3
Coding region: 369-1727 (452 amino acids)
Biological process (GO): regulation of transcription by RNA polymerase II
Cellular component (GO): nucleus
Molecular function (GO): RNA polymerase II cis-regulatory region sequence-specific DNA binding; DNA-binding transcription factor activity
Source: RefSeq, a predicted model, not a curated record
AUAAAAUAUUUGCUCCACAAGCAAGAUCUAGAACUUUCCUCCAUUUUUUUUUAACCAAAAAUCCCUUCCUAUAUUUGACCCUUUGGGUAUCAAAUCCACAGCUUCCUUGGUCCUUUACACACUAUUAUCCACUUCAUUUAACGGCUUCAACGACUUCCCAAAAGAGGUAAAAUGCACAGAUACAGUUAAUAUCUCUAAGAAGAAGAAGAAGCAGCCAUUAAACCUUCAACUUUUCUUUCAUUUUCUCAUCUUUUUUACCGCUUUCUUUUUUCAUCUAUACCACUUUAUAUCUUGACUUUAUUGCUAGUGAUUCUCAUCCGCCGCUGUCCUUUAUUUUUUUCUUAAAAAAAACCAUUUGAGUUCUUGGUAUGUUUGAACUGUUUUUCAAUUCAGUAGUCCCUAAUAUCGAAUUGUUCGAUCAAAACCCAUCUUACCCAAUAAGGCCAUUGGACAAGGUAACCAAAACCCAAGAAAAGUUGCGGGAGUCGCAGUUUCAAGGUAUGAAUUUUCUAUACCCAGUCAAGGAGGAGUACCCUGGUAGUGGGUCGUCGAGUUCUUCACAGUAUGUUUGCGGUGACUCACAGCCACUAACGAUGCCUGCGCCCCAGCCAAUGGAAGGCCUCCACGAUGUGGGUCCUCCACCGUUCCUGACCAAGACAUAUGACAUGGUGGAUGACCCAUCGACCAAUCGGGUAGUGUCUUGGAGCAAAGAUGGUUCUAGCUUUGUCGUUUGGGAUCCUCAUGCCUUCGCUCUGAAUCUCCUUCCCAGAUACUUUAAGCACAAUAAUUUCUCAAGUUUUGUUAGGCAGCUCAAUACUUAUGGGUUUAGAAAAAUCGAUGCAGAUAGAUGGGAGUUUGCGAACGAGGGAUUUAUUAGAGACCAAAAACAUCUUUUGAAGAGCAUCAGGAGGAGGAGAGCCUCUUCUCAGCCGUUUCCUCAUGAACAACAGGCCUUAGGCCCAUGUGUGGAAUUGGGCCGUUUUGGGCUCGACGCAGAAAUCGACCGUUUGAGGCGAGACAAGCAAGUACUGAUGAUGGAGUUGGUCAAACUGAGACAACAGCAGCAGAACACUAGAGCUUAUCUUCAAGCUAUGGAGCAAAGGUUACAAGGAACAGAAAUGAAGCAGCAACAAAUGAUGGCUUUCUUAGCUAGAGCAAUGAAAAACCCAGCUUUUCUACAGCAGUUAGUUCAACAGAAAGAGAGGAGAAAAGUCAUUGAGGAAGCCAUGACUAAGAAAAGAAGAAGGCCUAUUGAUCAAGGGCCUAGCAGCAGGUCCAGUGGGAUUGAAACAAGUCAUGGCUCAAUCAAAGUUGAGCCUCAUGAGAGUAGUAAUUAUGGUUUUGAAGUGUCAGAGCUAGAAGCUUUGGCACUUGAGAUGCAAGGUUUUGGGAAGCUGAGAGUGGAGCAGGAGGAAGGAGAUGAAGAACUUGAGCCACCAGAGAGUGGGGAUAGAGAACUUGAUGAUGGGUUUUGGGAAGAGUUGUUUAGUGAGGAAGCUAAAGCGGUUGAAGAUGAAGAUGUUAAUGUGUUAACUGAUCGUUUUGGUUACUUGGGUUCAAGUCCUAGAGAACAAGAGGAACUCACAGAGAGAAGAAUAUUGGUGGAAACUAUCUUGUUUCUUCUGGUUCUAACCCCUUUAUUAACUACUUUGUCAAGUCACUUUCUCUUUCCAUAUUGUCCAUCUUUUUUCCUCUCAAUAUUUUUCUUUCUAUCUUGGUUUAGGUAGGUUGCAAGCGUUGGUUUGGACAAGAGGCUAUGGCAGCUUUAAAUUUUUCGUAUCUAAUGCAUGAUAAGUUAAUUUUAAGUUUCUGUUUCAUUUCACUACCCUAGAAAGGGGAAGAAAAAAAAAAGAGAGAAAAAAAAGAAAGAAAAAACCUAGCUUUAAAACCCCAUGUACUAUGCCUUGUUUGUAAUUUGUUGCUCCUUUUGUCUUGGUUCUCAAAUGAAUGUAGAUUGUAGAAAAAAGCUGUUGAUGAUCUGGACUAAAGAUGUACCUGCGAGCUUCAAGAACCACAACUGAAUUUUGUUUUGUCAUCCAAGUUGCAGUUGGUAGUUGACAUUGUCGGUUCGAUAUUUUUAUAUUUUUUGUUCUUGUGCUCUUUGUUUUGCUAUAUCUCUACCUGAUUACUUGACCCUUAUUUCUUCUGUGAUACAUAAAAGAGAGGUGGUCUCGGUAAUAAGUUUCAUGUAGAUUUUUUCGUGCAAAGGCAAAUUUGGUCCUCAAGAAUCGUUUUCAACUGCUGUACAUCAAGUGAUCUGAUACUCAACGUGGUAAUGUAUUGUUUAAACUAAUAGCCAAAAAAAUGAAUGUGUUUGUUAAUGCCGUUAUCAGAUUUUGAAGAAGACCAUCAUCAUCACGUGCUGCUGUAUCAUUGUGAGUUAAGAUAUUAUAUAAAAGCUUUGGUUUUUUUGGGUGCAAUGGGAUUUUUAAGUGGGAUUGUACAUACACACAACAAGUGAGUACUAAGGCUGUUAUAGCAAAAAGUGUAGAGGAAUUCUGUACUUAGUUUAUUACGCACAACAAGUGAGUACUAAGGCUGUGUUAGCAAAAAGUGUAGAGGGAAAAACUCUUUCACUCGAGUUAUAUUAUAGAUCAAGGAAUUCUGUGCUAUAGUUUAUUACGCAUAACAAGUGAGUUCUAAGGCAGUGUUAGCAAAAAGUGGAGAGGGAAAAUCAUAUUUACUUGUGCUACAUUAGGGCCACGAUAGGAAUGGUUUACAAGCAUUAUAUAUCAAUAGUUAGCUCUAUAUAGUGUUAAAAUAUCUGUUACUCUCUUGUGAAUAUGAGAGGUUACAUAGAAUCAAACAACCAUACAAACUUAACAGUUCAUCAGUAUUCAAUAAGUUAACAUAAGGUUUCAUUUCAUGCUAGAAAGUCUUGUUUUGAUUGAUUUUCCACGCAUUGUAUAUAAGCUCUCUUUUGAGCAGACGUUCUAAAGCACCAGAUAAAGUUACAUGGGGUCAUUGCACCAGAUAACGUGACUUUAGUCUAGUGUUUACAAGCGUUUUCGUCAAAGAGAGCUCUGCAGUGCUAGAAUAUCCAUUUCAUGUUAGAUGGUCUUGUUUUGAUUGAUUUUCCACGCAUUGUUUAUAAGCUCUCUUUUGAGCAGACGUUCUAAAGCACCAGAUAAAGUUACUGGGAUCAUUGCACAAGAUAACGUGACUUUAGUCUAGUGUUUUUACAAGCGUUUUCGUCAAAGAGAGCUCUGCAAUGCUAGAAUAUCCAUUAGUUUGUUGUGAAUAUGAGAGAGAGGCUACGUUAUACAGAAAAAGAAAAACCAUGUAGACUAAAUUCACGUAAGAAGCAAACAACAUAUAAAACAUGAUUUUCUCUGCAUUGUUUAUGAGAUCUCUCCUGUUUUGAGCAGACGUUCGUUCUGCAUCACCAGAUAAAGUUACUGUUCGUGGUUCCUGGCUUUUGUGUUUUGGAGCUAUACUGUUUAAGAAUUUCAAAAAAUGGUAUGUAAAGAGUUUAUUAUAAUUAUUCUUAUUACGGUGAAAAGAAUGAGCCUGAUGAAAAAGGAAACUGAAACUGAAGCUGCAAUGUAAUGUAAUGUAAUGAAAGUGAAAGAAGCCAUAUAAACUGAUAUAGCAGCAAACCUUUCAAAAACACAUUACAAAUGCAAGAGUUUGUAAUGUGACAUUUAGUACCUCACAUUACAAAACAAGCAACUGUUCAGUUUCCUUUGAUCAAGCCUUUCAAUACACCAAAGCAUGUUUGGUUUAAAGCAUGUCCAUUUCAGUACUGUAUAUAUAAUUAAAUUUAAUUCAUAUUAUCAUUGAGACAUUGACUAUAUGCAAGAGCUUACACUUUUUAGUGGCCCCAUAUUUAAUAUAUGGUCCAAGUUGAUGUAGGAAAAUAUCAGGGUGAUCGUUGUUUUGAGUAUCAGAAUAUUUGCAGAGCAUUGAGAGACGGAAGAUGCCAAGUGUUGGCUGUCAUUGCCAUAUGGGUUGGCCACAAGCGCCAUAGAUUUGUUUUGUGUACAUAAUACUUGCUUUGCUUGCAAAUUGCAUCAGUACGGAAGGAACCUGAUUUUGAAUUCCCUCCCUGGAGUUGGUACUCAUCAAAUUUAGCAGUAUAUUUGUCUUAUAGGGUAGUUGCUUUCAUUCAAUGAAUCGUCUUUCACAAAACGAUAAGAGAAAAAUAAGUAUGUGACAAUGCAUUAAUAUCUUCAGUAAAGGAUCUCCUUUUGUCGUU